AUGACAGAGCAACUCUCACUUUCGCAACAGAGUGCACUGAAAAGAGGCAACCUUGAAAGCCUACCUGAAUUGUUAUUAUGUCCUCCUCAUGAGAUCAGCCGUCGAUGCAAACUAACUCCACACGAAACGAACACCAUUAUCGACACAGUCUCUAAGACUCGCCAUCCAAAGCUUGUUUCUAUCGUGAACUGGCAAGAUCGGCCCGACUACUGCUGUACCACUGGCGACACUGAACUAGAUAUGGCAUUAGCUGGUGGCUUUCGCCCAGGCAUGGUCUGGGAGUUAUUCGGAGAAGCAGGUGUUGGAAAAACUCAGUUAGCCCUUCAACAAGCCCUGUUCGUUCAACUUCCUGUUGCGCAAGGCGGACUCUCUGCAUCCGCCUGUUAUAUCACAACGCAUGCAACGUUGAAUACCGAAAGGCUCAUGCAGUUGAUGACAACUAACCCUCUCUUGUCGCCAGAAGCAUGCAGUCUCGACGACAUUCAGACAAUCACCGCUCCUACUGUACCCAUCCUCAUCUCUAUCCUCUCCAAAAUUCUACCAGACCUCAUUUCUCAUCGCGCCAAAACCGGGAACUCUAAGCAAGUCAAACUAGUAGUAAUUGACGCUCUUGCUGACUUGUUCCUGGGUCUGGAUAAAACCUCGACAGAAACACUGGUCGAACGUUCGCAAAGCCUUGUGGAGAUUUCCACACUGCUGCAUUCGCUAGCCAGUGUCUAUAACAUGCUCAUUCUCGUUGUCAACCAUACGACAGACAUUUUUCAUCUGAGUCAACAUGCUGGCGAAGAGCUCGAAUACAAACAACAAGCUCGAUGGUUUGGCGGCGCAACGACGAUCGCUGGAGUGAAUUCCAAAGAAGCUAGUUUGGGUCUUGUAUGGGCCAACCAAAUCAACGCGCGCAUUAUGAUGACGCGCACGGGACGGAGGCUUGUUCUUCACUCUGGUUCCAACAAACGACAGAAAGUGGGGGACCUUGGCCAAGUCCCUACACCUGCGCUGGCCUCAGAACCUUCCGAAGCCGUGAUUCGGCGAUUCACCAUCAUUUUCAGCUCUGUUGGUCCUCCUUGUUCAGUUGAUUAUAUCAUCACAACGAGCGGUAUAAACACUCUCACUGAUACCUUGUCUAAAGCCUCUGUCGAAUCUGGCCAAGUAACGGUUCCAUCAUCAUCAUCGGCCAUUGAUUCGACUGAACCUUUCGAUGAAUGGGAGCAAUAUUUUGACGACAUUCCCAUUGAAGCCUAUGAUUUGGCUUUGUCCUUGCACCAAGAGCAACCCGAAAUUUUGAUUUGA
Molecule: messenger RNA, 1290 nt
Organism: Mycena indigotica
Lineage: Eukaryota; Fungi; Basidiomycota; Agaricomycetes; Agaricales; Mycenaceae
Product: RAD51b protein
Exons: 3
Coding region: 1-1290 (429 amino acids)
Biological process (GO): telomere maintenance via recombination; t-circle formation; resolution of mitotic recombination intermediates
Cellular component (GO): replication fork; Rad51C-XRCC3 complex
Molecular function (GO): four-way junction DNA binding; ATP binding; ATP-dependent DNA damage sensor activity
Source: RefSeq, a predicted model, not a curated record